AAAUGUAUUACUUAUCUCUCAUAUAUUGUGCGCGUUUUAAGAUAUCGUGUUUACGCUGGCAAACAAUUACAACCGUCACGGAUCAAUAAUGAUCAAAAAACCCACACACGCCAAUCUAUUCCUAUCGUGCUGCGAAUGAAUUGCACUUACCGGCAUCUACAAGGCCUGUGGUACGAUGACGUAUGAAGCAUUUCGUCCCCUUUUACUGCAUGAUGCUACAGAAGGCUCAUAAAACGCGAAUGUUUCCCCCAAAAAGUUGUAACCCUCGAAUCAACACACUUGCCACGGUGUGUUGACCAUUGCCUACUGUCGCUACUGCUGCUGCUGCCUAGACUUAUCAGUGAAUGGCACACAAGAUACCACGCUAGAUUUGGAUGACAGUACAGCUAUCAGAAUUACGGUGAUCCAACCAGAUCAAAGCAAUUGUCUCGCAUCACCGAUAGUUCCAAGGAAAAAAAGCGAAAGAACGUAUCGGGAAUGAACUGCAAGGUGAGCGUUAUGUUUCCCCCUGGCGCAUUUCAUAUAUGUCUUUCGCCCACCGGCAUGCAAUUUGGGGGUGUGCAAUAAAUGUGGGACGAUUAUCGCUAUCUGUUCGGACGGCUAGCUAUCGUACAGCGCGUGGGGAGGUAUAAAUUAGUGACACCUGUCGGGUGGAUUCUCCACCCGGUGGAACAGUCAGUUAAGGAUGUUUCGCGUGACAAUAUUCACGUUCGCGCUACUAUUCGUCGGCCUGGUAGCCGCAAUUCCAACGCUGCAAGUUAGUGGAGAUGGCGGUGGCCGAAUUGUUGGAGGCUUCGAUGCCGUACAGGGACAGUUUCCGUAUCAGGUGUCGUUGAGACGUCCACCAAACUUCCACUUCUGCGGUGGUUCCAUCAUUGGACCACGGUGGAUUUUAUCGGCGGCGCACUGCACGAUCUCGAUGGAACCGGCCAACCUGAACGUGUACGUCGGUAGUGUGAAGCUUGCGUCCGGCGGUGUCUAUCAUCGUACGAUGCGCAUCGUCAACCAUCCGCUCUACGAUCCGGAUACGAUUGAGAAUGAUAUCAGCCUGAUACAGACGGUGCAACCGAUCGUGUUCAAUGAUGAUACGCAACCAAUCGGUUUACCCUCGGCGAACUUGUUGGCCGGCACAGGUGCUACCAUUUCUGGCUGGGGCCGAUCGAAUACGAUGGACAAUGGUACCGCUGAAGUGUUGGACAAUUUGCAGUACCUCACGGUGGACAUACUGACGAUGGAUGAGUGCCGUGCCGAACGGCCUGGCUCUAGUAACAUCUUCGAUAGUGUGAUGUGUGUCUCUAGCCCUUCCGGCCAGGGUGCAUGCUCGGGUGAUUCGGGCGGACCGUUGGCGUACGGCGGAGUGGUGCAAGGUAUUGCUUCAUUUGUUCGCGUGCCUUGUGCUACGGAAGUUUCGGACGUUUACGAACGCGUCUUUUCGCAUUUAUCGUGGAUCGCAUCCGUCACAAUGUGAUGACAAGUUGGAGUAAAUGUACUUGUGAUUUUCCGGAACGGAAUUGUCCGUAGCUAAUAAAAAUGUUAUUGCAUUUCUACUAACCUCUACAUCCUUUCAACAUCGAUCGGACUGCGUACAAAAAUCAAAAUUUGAUGGUGAAAAACACGGAUAUUGAAAAAUCCUUAUAUCUUAGAUUUAAAACCAUAUUUAAAAAUACACAUUUUCCUCGCAACCUCUCGACGUGCCUCGCACUCGGAAAGAAACAUACUUAUCGUUAGCAUUAUUGCUGCCACACUUUAUUACAUUCCUCCUUCCUACCGUGUAUGACAGGGAAAUAUUCAGUAUUGAUUGAAUUUUUUAAAAACAUUCCUAUCCGCUCCGUUUCGCUUUCGCUC
This is a messenger RNA of Anopheles funestus (African malaria mosquito), 1845 nucleotides long. Its product is annotated as chymotrypsin-2-like. The record is from RefSeq and is a predicted model, not a curated record. The coding region runs from base 686 to 1468 and encodes 260 amino acids. The transcript has 3 exons. Gene Ontology annotation, molecular function: serine-type endopeptidase activity. Gene Ontology annotation, biological process: proteolysis. NCBI's taxonomy places the organism in Eukaryota, Metazoa, Arthropoda, Insecta, Diptera, Culicidae.